Prunus persica (peach) is the source of this 2328-nucleotide messenger RNA. RefSeq lists its product as uncharacterized. NCBI's taxonomy places the organism in Eukaryota, Viridiplantae, Streptophyta, Magnoliopsida, Rosales, Rosaceae. The record is from RefSeq and is a predicted model, not a curated record. The transcript has a single exon. The coding region runs from base 160 to 2115 and encodes 651 amino acids.
AAUUCAUUUUGGCCCAAAACCACUUUCCCACCAUCUACUCCGAGUCAUCUCUCUCUCUCUCUCUCUCUGUCUCUCUCUCUGUCUCUCUGUGCUAUUUCACCUCAUCAACCAUUUCAAACCCAAACCCUGGAUCAGAUCUGAGCUUGAUCCGAUCCCACCAUGUCCUGCCUAGCGCUCUCUCUCCAACCCGCCAAUGGAUCCGAUAUCCUGCUCCAAACCCGAGAAUGGUUCCCGCCGGCCCGAGCUCUCGUCGCCGUCUCCUCCUUCCGCCAAACCCGCCUAGCCUUCGCCGUCGCCAAACAACAACAACUCCACACCCCCAAAGACCAGCAACACAACAACUCGGAAUCUUCCUCCUCCGACGCCACCGCCGACUCCAUCGCAUCCCUCGGUGACGACCCACUCGCCGCCUCCAGCGGCCAGCUCAUAGUCGGCGUCGAAUCUCGGUACCGAGUCGUCUACCGCCUCGUCAACUCCAUCUACGUCCUCGGCGUCACCACCGCCGAUCAUGACAACUCGAUCAACGUCUUCGAGUGCAUCCACAUCGUCAACCAAGCCGUCAGCGUCAUCGUCACCGCUUGCCGUGGUGUCGAUGUUACUCCGGAGAAGCUGGGUCGAAAGUAUGCCGAGAUCUACAUGGCUCUCGACAUUGUUCUGAGAGGUGUCAGUAAUAUUCGAUUGGCGGCGAUGCUUUCGUCGAUGCACGGCGACGGCAUUGCGAAGAUGGUGCACUCGGCCUUGGAUACUGAGAACAAGAUUCGUGGGGCGGAGAAUUGGAGAGCUGUUGAGGCGCAUUCCGUCGAACACGAGGUGGGCAUUGAGGCGUUCAACAAUUUGGGGUUUGAAUUGCCGCCGGAGACAAUAGCUGCUGGAGAUGAGGUGGCGGCGAGCUUGGCGCCGGUGGUGCAGAGUGAGGAGAAGGAUCUGAAGUUAGAGAAUGAGGAAGAGACUCAAGUAGAGAAAGACCCAUUUGCUGCGAGUGAAAAGAUUAAUCAGCCUGAAGAGUUGGUGAGUGGGUUCAAGAAGAAUAAGGAUCCUUCGGCCACGGACUUAACACUGGCGUUGGCGACACUGGAAGUGACGACAUUGCCCCCGGCAGAGGCGACCCAGUCUACUCAUAUUGCUGUUGAAGGGUUUGAAGGGGAGUAUGGUGGGAUUGAAUUUGGGCUUGACCAGGCUUCUUUGGGUGAGACUUUUGAAGGGUUUAGUGAUGCUUGGGGUGGUGGGCUGGAUGCUUCCGAGUUUGUUGGAACAAAGAAGGUUGCGAAGAAGGAAGGGCUUGGCGGGCUUGAGUUGUUGCAGACCGGGCCAGAUGCUCCGAAAACUGCUGAUGCGGCUGCAGGUGGUGCGGCAGCAGGCAGUCCUCUUGAUACCCUUGUGAAAAGUGAAAUGAAGGGUCCUGAGAUGCACAUUGUGGAAGAGAUCAGUGCUGAGUUUAGAGAGUCAUUGCUUGCUAGAGUAGGAUUAAUGGGUGUUGUUUAUUUGAAAACUUUGCCAACCAAGACUAGUGGUGAUAAAGAAACCGAGUUUUCAUUCCGGGUUGAGGGAACCAGUGCGGUUAAGAGGUUUAUUAUGCAGAAUUCUCGAGUUAGUAGUCUAGGCAAUGGGAUGUUUCAUGUAAGGACCGCAGCCUCAGAUGAGCCUUUACCCGUCUUGAAGUAUAGUCUGCUGCCUAGGUUGACACCAUUGCCCUUGAGGGUUCGCCUUGUGCAACGCCAUACAGGGAGCUUACUUUCUGUGAUGAUACAAUAUGUGUCAAAUCCUGAUCUGCCAGCGCCUUUGACUGAUGUGACAUUUGUUUUGAAACUCCCCCUUGAUCCUACAUUGUUGAAGGUGUCCCCGAAAGCUGUAUUAAGUAGGUCUGAGAAAGAACUGAAAUGGCAUGUCCCUGAGAUUCCGUUGAAUGGAUCUCCGGGUAGGUUGAGAGCAAGGAUGCCUGUGGAUUCUAAUGAAGGAGAUGGCAGUGAGGACAUUGAAGUUAUUGCUCAUGUGAAAUUUUCUUGGCAAGGAAACAGAUCAUUGUCCGGAGUUUGUUUGCGACCUGCUUCCGAGGGUAAUACAGAUUUUUAUGAGGUUAAUCACAGGUAUGAGAGUGGGGUAUAUAUGUGCAAUUGACGCAUGAUGAAAUCACUGUUGCAUUGUAGAGGGUUGUGCCUCUUUUUUCUCUGUUUAUUUUGAGAGAUUUAUGUUGAUUGUAUGUUGUUGUAGCAUUCUUUGAUAAUGAGCUUGUAGCUUAGAUUAUCAGUCAUGUGAAAGCUUUGUGUUUUUGUGUAUUGGCUUUUCAUUCGUGUGAAUGGAUAUACAAGUUUCUCUUUACAUGCUUUCUUC